This is a messenger RNA of Perkinsus marinus ATCC 50983, 621 nucleotides long. RefSeq lists its product as hypothetical. Bases 1 to 621 code for a protein of 206 amino acids. The transcript has 5 exons. The record is from RefSeq and is a predicted model, not a curated record. Lineage: Eukaryota; Perkinsozoa; Perkinsida; Perkinsidae.
AUGCCAAGCACCAACACUGGUGCCCCCGCCUUCAGUGAGGCCACCGGUCAAGUAGCCCUCGAGAUGGGUCGUCAAACACUUUUGGCCGCCUCUAACGCAGCCCAACAGGGCCUCGUACAGGUGCAUCACUACAUUCAACAAGGCCCGAAUGGUCUUCGAGUUCUAUGCUUCGUUGGAGGUCUCGGUGUUACGCUCACUGGAGCCCUCGGAGUGUUGAACAUUUUCUCGACUAUUAUACAUCCAAUCGAUUACCUUUGCAAUGCAUAUCAAUUUCUCUUCGGAGGUAUUACUUGCAUUCUUGAGGCCAACCCAGAACUGCUCAGAGAACGCGUUCAUUGGCAGGAAAAAAUAUACGAAUACGCCAAGUUCCUCACUUUGUUAUGGGGAAGAGGACUCUUCUACCUCUUUCAAGGCUCACUGGCGUUAGUUCAGUUCAGUCUGCUGUACGCUAUCGUUGGUGUGUACAUGUUCGUUAUGGGAAUAUUAUGCAUAGCUAUGUGGAAAGGGUACCAACCGGACCUGCAAGGAGUUCAGCAGACUCUGGCUGAGCAAACAGGUCGCUUUGUACCGGCUAACGCUUUGGAGGAGGGCACAGUGUCUUUGGAGAGGCAGAAUCCAUGA